Messenger RNA from Coniosporium apollinis CBS 100218, 1542 nucleotides. RefSeq lists its product as uncharacterized. The transcript has 6 exons. Bases 1 to 1542 code for a protein of 513 amino acids. Gene Ontology annotation, cellular component: membrane. Gene Ontology annotation, biological process: transmembrane transport. Lineage: Eukaryota; Fungi; Ascomycota; Dothideomycetes. Gene Ontology annotation, molecular function: transmembrane transporter activity. The record is from RefSeq and is a predicted model, not a curated record.
AUGGCUUUUACCAAAGAACGCGACGGCAAGACUCUCGCAGAGAAGGUUGUCUCUGACGAGGAGCGAAGAUCUCACUCAAUCUCGAGGCGAAGGGGAAGCGCAGAUAUCCAGCAGGCCAUCUUCGCCGAAUUUGCAAGCAGAGAUGCGGCAUACCACCAGACGAAGACGAAGGAGCUGCUGAGGCAGGUCGAUUGGCACCUGCUGCCGCUGCUGAUCAUGAUGUAUCUGUUAAAUUUUCUGGACAGGAACAACCUCGCGCAAGCGCGACUCGGGACGCUGGAAGAAGACCUUGGAAUGACCGGCACGGACUUCAAUCUUGCAACAAGCAUCCUUUUUGUCGGAUAUCUCUUGAUGCAAUUGCCGUCCAACCUGAUCAUCACCCGAGUCAGGCCAUCCAUAUACCUCGGAGUCGUGAUGAUGAUCUGGGGCACCAUUUCUGCCGCGCAAGCAGCGGUACAGAGCUUUCCCGCUCUUAUAGCAUGUCGCUUCUUGCUCGGGUUUGCAGAAGCCCCGUUCUUCCCAGGCGCCAUUAUGAUUAUGUCAUCCUGGUAUACUCGCUCGGAACUCGCGGUCCGGAUCGCGUUUUUCUAUGCUGGAAGUUCCCUUGCCAACGCCUUUGGAGGUCUCCUCGGUGCAGGUGUGCUUGGGAAUUUGGAAGGUGCCCACGGCAUCAGCGGAUGGCGUUGGCUCUUCAUCAUCGAAGGUGUAAUCACCAUCGGCGUCGCCUUCGUCGCCGGCUGGUAUUUACCAGACUAUCCGCUGAACACGCGGUGGCUCAGUGAAGAAGACAGACACUACGCACAAUGGCGCCUCAUCGAUGACACUGGCGAAGCCGACAUCUCCGCCGCGACCAGCGUUUGGGAAGGCCUCAAGCUCGCUUUGCGUGAUCCGCGCCUCUAUCUCUUCACCCUGCUUCAGCACUCGUCAAUACUCUCACAGACGUUCCAAUAUUUCUUCCCCUCUAUCAUAAGACAAUUAGGAUACGGGCGGAUUCAGACUCUACUCAUUACGGCCCCAGUGUGGAUAGGCACUUUCCUAGUCUCGGUGGUCGUUACAUACACUUCUGGACGAACUGGUGACAGGAGCAUCCAUAUCAUGUGCUUGAUGUCUAUCUCAUUCGUAGGGAAUAUCAUCGCUACCACGACGACGAAUCUCCCUGCGCGAUUCUUCGCGAUGUUCCUCAUGCCGAUGGGCGCAGUAUCCGCCUACCAGAUCAUAGUCACCUGGGUCGCCAACAGCUUCCCGCGGCCCCUAGUCAAGCGGUCGGCCUGCAUCUCCAUUGCGAACAUGAUUGCCAACUGCGCCAACAUCUACGGGCCUUACAUGUAUCCGUCGAGCCACGGGCCUCGCUAUAUCCCUGGUGGGAGCGCCACAGCUGCCGUCGCUAUCUGGGUGGCACUAUUAGCCUUUGUUGUUCGCUUGGUCCUGAUACGGACGAAUAAGAGGCUGGCGGAGAAGGAGGUGCUUGACUCUGAGGGGAAUAUGCAGAAUCUGCAGGAAGGUCGCGAUGCAAGGGCCUUUGGGUUCAGGUAUAUCCUGUAG